AGGUUUUCCCAGCUCUAACAAUGUCUGCUAAAAGCCCUUCACUGGCCUAAGUCAUCUUCCUGUAGCAGGGCAGGCCGUACACACCCCUACCCCAGACUCAUUCCUUUGGAGACCGGAGGAAUCCUGAAGCCUGAGGUUCUGAUGGGACCCUGCGAGAUGAUUCGGCUCCGGUAAAUGUACAGAGCGCCGGCCAAUCCUGUGUCCGGGAGACCGGGCGCAACAUCUCAGGCCAGGCGCUCACCCCCGCGGCCUCUGACCCGCGCUGCGCUCGCGAGUCCUUCCCGGGCCGCGGCUCAGCGCGGCGGGGUGCAGGACUUUCUCUUCCGCGCGCCCAGCUCUACACGCCGCGAUUCAGAACUGUCCACGCUACCCUGGGAAGCAGAGCCUCCAGCUAUGCUGCCCCGGUGGGAACUGACUCUCUGCCUGCUUGUUUCCUUGGGCUUCCACUUCCACUCUUUCUAUGAAGUUUACAAAGUCUCCAGAGAGCAUGAAGAAGAACUGGACCAAGAAUUUGAGCUGGAGAUGGAUACUCUAUUUGGAGGACUGAAGAAGGACCCGACUGAUUUUGAAUGGAACUUCUGGAUGGAAUGGGGGAAGCGGAGGCUGGUGUGGCUCUUCCUUGGCCACAUGGCUGCCUCUCAGUUGGCCACAUUACUCGCAAAGAAGCACAGACCCUGGAUUGUCAUGGUCUAUGGAAUGUGGGCCUGCUGGUGUGUACUGGGGACUCCAGGCGUGGUCAUGGUUUUGCUCCACACCACCAUUGCCUUCUUCGUGGCUCAGUUCCGAUCAAUGCUCCUGUCCUGGCUGUGUUCUCUCCUUCUACUCUCCACCCUAAGGCUGCAAAGUGUGGAGGAAGUUAAGAGAAGGUGGUACAAGACCGAGAAUGAGUAUUACCUGCUGCAGUUCACGCUCACCGUCCGCUGCCUGUACUACACCAGCUUCAGCCUGGAGCUGUGCCGGCAGCCUCCGUCUGACCGGCGUGCCUCCUAUUCCUUCCUGUGGCUGCUGACCUAUGUCUUCUAUUAUCCCGCCUUCCACAAUGGGCCCAUCCUUAACUUCCCGGAGUUCUCCAGACAGAUGCAGCAGCCGGAGCUCAGCUGUCUGCAGCACAGCCUCUGCAUUCUAGCCAAGGGCCUGGGCCGCCUGCUCUGCUGGUGGUGGCUGACUGAACUGAUGGUCCACCUCAUGUACAUGCAUGCUCUCUACGGCAGCGUCCCCCUCCUGGAGAGCGUUUCCUGCUGGACCUUAGGAGGACUGGCGCUGGCCCAGGUGCUCUUCUUCUAUGUGAAGUACUUGGUGCUCUUCGGUGUCCCGGCUCUGCUCAUGCGACUGGAUGGGCUCACACCACCACCCCUUCCCCGCUGCGUGAGCACCAUGUUCAGUUUUACCGGGAUGUGGAGGUAUUUUGAUGUUGGACUACACAAUUUCUUAAUCAGGUAUGUGUACAUCCCACUGGGUGGGUCCCAGCGUGGCCUGUUGGGGACACUGUUUUCUACUGCGAUGACCUUUGCAUUUGUGAGCUACUGGCAUGGCAGCUAUGAGGACCUCUGGUGCUGGGCAGCGCUCAACUGGCUGGGAGUCACUGUGGAGAGUGGGGUCCGGAGGCUGCUAGAGAUGCCCUGUGUCCGGGAGACCUUGGCCCGGCACCUCUCCCCACAAGCCCGCCGUCGACUUCACGCUCUGCUGGCCUCCUGCUCUACCUCCAUGCUCAUCCUCUUCAACCUGGUGUUCCUUGGGGGAAUUCAAGUUGGAAAAACCUACUGGAACAGGAUCUUCCUGCAAGGAUGGCCGUGGGUGACCCUGUCUGUCCUGGGAUUCCUGUACUGCUAUUCACAUGUGGGCAUUGCCUGGGCUCAGACCUACACAAUUCUUUAACUGUGUAGCUGCUGGGCCAGCUCAGCCUCCACGGGACAGAACAUUUCAUCCUGAACUUUCACUGAGGCCAUCCCCAAAGACUACCUUCCACUCUAGGACAGUCCCCAAGGGACCACCUUCCGGUACAGGACAGUCCCCAAAGACUACCUUCCACUCUAGGACAGUCUCCGAGGGGCCACCUUCUGCUCCAGGAUAGUCCCCGAGGGACUACCUUCCGCUCCAGGACAGUCCCCGAGGGACUACCUUCCACUCCAGGACAGUCCCCAAGGGACCACCUUCCACUCCAAGACAGUUCCCGAGGGAACACCUUCUACUCAUCUUCUGGUGAAGACACUAUUCCAAAACUGGCAGCUUCAUCAAUCACAGUAAAUAUACACAGUAAAUAUAUCCAAACAUCUUCUAGCUUUGGAGCCUUAAAGAUUUGUUCACGUAAGCUUCCUGAUGCAUAAGGUACAAUCCAGAGCAGUCUCAGGUUUUUCCUGACUAUACCGUAAUGUUUUUAGAACCUCCAAUAAACCUGUUUGGUUUUUUCUUCUCUACCAGAGAUUCAGUGUGGCAGACAUGUGUUUCGACAUGGGAGUCCUAGUUAAGGAUAGGCCUGCCGUCCUUGGGAUGUGAAUUUCUGAGAAAUUCUGUGACACUUUGAUGACCCCUUUCUAUGUGCUGCACUGGGGCCCUGGAUUAACCUUUGCACGAAUGGUCCUUAAGAGGGGAUAAGCAAAACCAUAUUUCACAUUUCAAUUGACCUGGUUAGAGUGGGUGAUUGAUGUGCAGCUGGGGCAUUCCAAAGAGUUCUGUAGUUUGAACUUUUUUGUAGAAUCCAUGCAUGGCUGCUUCUUUCUGAGACCUGUAGCCAUGGAGUAACAUGGUGGUUCCUCUCACAGCUGUUCUGCACAGAAGUGGAGUUUUAAAGCCAGAGAAUAAGAUGUCUACACACAGGUGGUGUAGCAAAGGCCUCUGUGGAGAGUGGCACCCCAAGGUCCCAUGUCUUUUACUCAGUGGGUUUUAUUGCCUUAUUCUCAUUUAAAAAACAAAAACAAAAACAAAAACAAAAGCAGAACCUGUUUUUCCUACAUAGAUAAUUCUAAUUUUUCUAGGCUUAU
Apodemus sylvaticus (European woodmouse) is the source of this 2978-nucleotide messenger RNA. It is a transcript of the gene Hhat, whose product is annotated as hedgehog acyltransferase. Gene Ontology annotation, molecular function: palmitoyltransferase activity. NCBI's taxonomy places the organism in Eukaryota, Metazoa, Chordata, Mammalia, Rodentia, Muridae. Gene Ontology annotation, cellular component: endoplasmic reticulum. Gene Ontology annotation, biological process: protein palmitoylation. The transcript is spliced from 12 exons. The coding region runs from base 175 to 1875 and encodes 566 amino acids. The record is from RefSeq and is a predicted model, not a curated record.